Molecule: messenger RNA, 774 nt
Organism: Colletotrichum tamarilloi
Lineage: Eukaryota; Fungi; Ascomycota; Sordariomycetes; Glomerellales; Glomerellaceae
Exons: 2
Coding region: 1-774 (257 amino acids)
Source: RefSeq, a predicted model, not a curated record
AUGGCAACUCACGAACGACAACGGUCCGAGCGAGGCGUGGUGUUGUAUGCACCCGAGCGUGCCGUCGGCCUGCCCAACGCCCAGUUCCCUCAAGGCAUACCGGAGAUGAAAACUUUCGUGGUCGCGCUCGUAGCUCGCAACAAGUGGAGAAAAAUGGUUACCGCCGAUGGCAUGCGGCCGAAUUGUGAUGGUGUCACCUACCUCACCAUGCCGAAGCUUGUCGGCCAAGGCCACUCGAUGUGCAUGAUAGCGUCGAACGUACUCUGCCUAAUCACCUCACCUAGAAACAUCUCCAUAACUAAUCAAAUCCUCGUACACUUCGCCUCGAGCAUCUCGGCUUAUUAUAACUCCAAGAAAAUGGUUGCCAUCAAGAACCUCCUCAUCGCCACCCUCACCUCCAGCGUUAUCGCAAGACCACUGUUGAGUGGUCGCAACGUCCCAGACAUUGAAGUCGAUUCUGUCGCUUCCAUCGAGACCCGAGCUGAAGCUGCCAAAAAUGUGAACGCCGCUGCUACAUAUGGCAACGGCGGAUCAUUCGGAAACGGCGGAGCAUACAAGAACGGAAACAACGGUGGUGGCUUCAACUCUGGCGGUGGCUUCAGCUCUGGUAAUGGCGGCGGUAACUGCGACUACUCCGAGAAGAACAGACUCGACCAGGAGAUUCGCAACAGGGAGCGCAUGAAGGACCGUCUCGAUGACGAGAUCCAGAGACGCCAGAAUAUGAAGGAUCAGCUUGACCAGGAGAUUCGUCGCAAGCAGAAUGGCGGGUGGUAA